Molecule: messenger RNA, 6198 nt
Organism: Anopheles maculipalpis
Lineage: Eukaryota; Metazoa; Arthropoda; Insecta; Diptera; Culicidae
Product: general transcription factor 3C polypeptide 1
Exons: 7
Coding region: 15-6197 (2060 amino acids)
Biological process (GO): 5S class rRNA transcription by RNA polymerase III; transcription initiation at RNA polymerase III promoter
Cellular component (GO): transcription factor TFIIIC complex
Molecular function (GO): DNA binding
Source: RefSeq, a predicted model, not a curated record
AAUGUACGAGUAAAAUGCUACCAAACGCAUCAUUACCGUCGAUAGUGAAUGAAGAGAUAAGUUUAGAAGGUCUUGAAGGCAGUACACUAGAUUCAUUAUGGAACCACGUCGCGAUACGGCUAAAGUUGCCGAUGCCACUGCCCCCGAAGCUGAUGGGCUCGAUCUGGACGUUGAUUAUGCGCAAUUCCGAGUUUGAGUUCUAUCUGCUGCUGAACGAACGGAAACCUUUCGCUCACUUUAAUCGGCUCGGUAACCUGGAUCCGGAAAAUGGUAUCGCUGUCCACCCGAGCGAGUUUCCCGGUCACCGGUACGCAUACCGGCUGGUCGAAGCGAAUGGUGUGCGAGGAUCGUGCGAAGAAUACGACACACGCACGUCCAUUCCACGGGAUGAACUACGCACUAUCAACUGCUUCGAAGCGGAACUGAGAUAUGGACGUAAGUUUGUGAUAGUAGCGUCACAGCGCAUGCGCGAAUCCUUCAUAAUCGUCCAAAACUGUACGGCCGAACUUACCGGCAUGCAGUACUGCAUACUGGAAUGGAUCGGUCGCUCCCGCUUUAGUGGAGAAACAUCACACGGCAAAUACUCGCUGGUACAAAUAUCGGGCGAUUCGAGCUCACUGUUCUACCACCGAAAGGUGCUCAGUGCGGCAAAGUUGAUUACGCGCCAAAAUCUCUCGAUCCGUAUCGAUGAUACUAGCAUACAGGGCAUGGUAUUUCAUCUGCCCCGCUACUACACGGAGAUGAAGACGAAACAGUUGCUCGUCGUGGAACGUGUCGUCAACGAGCUAAAGCGCCGGGAACAUUUUAUGGCAGAUUACGAAGAAAUCAAGAUGAUGGUACUGAACAAACCGGACGCCGGAAAGUUAUUCCGUUCGCCGGAAUUUCAGCGCUACAUCAAGAUGGACGAGAUGGUACCGUUCCGUACGUUGUAUCCGGACGCACCGCAAAGCUCGUGGAUGACAAAACGGGGCGGCGAAAAGAUGAUACGCGUAAUGCGACUAAUCGAUCCGAAAGCGGACGUGUAUGAUGUAUGGAACCGUGAAAUGGCAGAAGAAGGUGGAGCUGAUGCAAAGGAUGGAUUUUUAGCCAGUGCGGACAGUGACGCCAUUUACGUGGACGUGCCACUGCUUCAGCUUGCCUAUAAUGUGAUUGCGAAUCAUGGUGGCAAAGGCAUAUCGCAGUCGGAGAUGGCCCAGGAGCUGGGCUUGGAUAAGCUAAAUUCGCGUGCCGUUGUGAAGAAUCUGUCGAAGCUUAAAUGCAUCGAAAGCAUGACCGUGGACGAGGGUAGACAGCGAACGUCCAAAUUUUUCAUUCCAGGCCAUUCGCAACGUUCGGCCGUAUUCGAGCAGGAAGUAUCGCAGUUCGUAUCAAACCAGAUGAACGUAAUCGAAAGCCAGCGGGCACACAUUGCUGCCAUCGAGAGCGUAAUGGAACCACCACCCGGCCGACGCACAAAUGCUGCCGUUGAAUCUGUGUCCGCUGGAAGUCUUGGGAGUGAGAACGCUUACCCGCUCAGCAACGAUUCCCUGUUGCGGGCGGCCGAACGAAACGCGUACGACAGUGCACUGCACGACAACAUCAUCACCGAGGUUGUACUGUCCGACAGUCUGCAGAGCAAAGAGCAAAAACGAAUCUCGACUGCUGUGCUGACGAAAUCAAUCAGCGAAAAGGUGCUGCAACGCUGCAACUUUAUUAUCGAGCUCGUAAAGCAGGCGGAAGCAAUCGAACCGCAGGCAAUACUGAAAAGUUUAAAGCAGCGGGAAAUGCGUAUAGGCAAUCAGUAUACGGCCUGCAGCAAGUCGUUGAUGCGGCUGAUCAAUCGGCUAUCCGCCGAUCGAAUGGUUCAGUUCGCGCACGUCCGGAUGCAGCGAGACGAGCGCGAAUAUCGGUUCGUGUAUGUGUGCGAUCCGAAGAUAACGGUCGAUCAUCCGGCGCUGCUAACGAAGCUAGCGAUGGCCAAGUCACGGAUUGUGCUGCAGCAAACGCAUCUGAAGGGGCAGGGCUCGGGCCAGGGCCAGGAAGCGGAGGUAGCGACUCGCGAAACGUCGAAACUGUGCGGUUACCAUGGCUGCUUGCCCAAGUGUCCGCGGAUGAAGCUUUACCACGAGUAUUUGUUCUAUACGGCUCACGUGCAGCCAAGGGAUGCUCGCGAAUUAGAUGUGAGUGAGCUGAAAUCGAUCAAUUUGGAGGGUGUGGAUGAGAACGAACUGUCCCCGAUAUACAGCGAUACGAACGAUUGGAAGAUGUUCGUACCACCGUUGAACCUGUACGAUGGUUACGGGUCCGGAUGGGUGUUGCUGAUUGAUGUCGUCAUCCGGAUGCCGAUGUACGUGUUUUGUUCGAUCUGUGCUUACUCAUUCUAUACGCCCGCACUCGACUACUACCUCAACCAUCCGAUCCGGAAGUACACACUGCUGAAACAUCUGCCCGAUCCGAUCCGGAUGCAGUUGCUGCAGAAUCGGCGGUACAUAUACGCCAUUUUGGAUGUUACCAAGUUGCUUUGCUAUGCGGGACUGUUGCAGAUGGGACCGCAACUGCGCAAAACGCGUGACCAAACGUACGUCUAUCUAAAUCAGUACGCUUGCCUACUGGACACGACCGGAUCGAAGGACGGUUACCACGAAAUCGAGGCUCGUAAAUACCCGAUGAUACAAUUUCGGCUCGAAACGAUGGAAGAUGUGAAGGAGUAUUGGGACAAGCUAUACGAUAUAGCGAUGUCGACGCGGAUCAAUUCGCGCAACACGGCGAUUGGGCGGGUUGUGUGUGUGCAACACGUACACUCCAAACCGGCCAUGAUAGAUGCGCUCCGUGUGCAGACGGAAGAGACGGCGGCACUGAACGAUCGGCCCGGUCGCUUGCCGCCGGGAGACGAGAAAGGGGCCGCCGGUUUUGAUAAGGCCAUGUUUAUGCACCUUAAAACGAACUGGCAGAAGAUGCUAAAUACCUCCCAGUAUCGGCACAGAAUCGAUAAACAUCGGCUUAAGGCUGUGCGACGAUCGCUCAAGAUGAAAAAGAAGCAAAACGAAAGUGCUACCCCGGUGGUCGACGAUAGUGGCAGGGGUGGAGAACAUCAAUCACUACCACUGUCAGAUAUUGUUCCUGCGAUACCUAGGAAGUAUAUACGUAAGAAACUGAUCCGCAAGCGUGUUGUUAAGCCGCGAAAAUUAACACUUCGCCGUUGGCGCGAAGGUUGCGAUGAGGUGGACAAGCGUGCGCUCAAAAAAAUGUCCAAUUUGCGGGUUAAGUGGUCCCGGGCCGAAGAUCAAAUAUUGAUAAUGUGCCGCGUGGCGCAGCUGUACCUGUACUCCACUCAUACCGUUACCUGUCCGGUGAAUUCGUCCACCUUCCGCGAUGUGUUGCAUUGGUCGAAUGCGCGUUCCGCGUGCAAAACGUCCAGCUCUUGUCAGAGGCGUGUACUGUACAUGAUUAAGAAGGUGCCAGGUGUGGCCGACACUAUACGCACGUGUCUUGAGGAAACGAAACAAAACCCGCUAAUAGCGGAACGUUACGGACCUGGGUUCACGAAGAAGCUACGGGAGCGGUAUGAAGAUGUGGAAGACUAUAUGGUUGCGGCACGCAUCCAUUUUGUGCAGUUGGUCCACAUGGUCCGGCAGUUUUGUUCGAAUUUGAUACGCGGGAGUAUUGAGGCAGGGACUGCUGUACUUCCAAGAGCUGCAGUUCGAGGACACACCACCGAGGAUGGAUCAGGCCAAAUGUAUACCUUUUGCAUUCCCGAUACGAUCGAGGAGUUGUACCGACAGUACAAUAUUACCGAUACAACCAACAGCGGCAAGCAGCUAAACUAUGCCACCGAUCCGGCCACGCUGCAAGAUUUGCAAAUGUACAAACUAACGAUUCUGAUGCAUAGCGCAGUAACUUUCGGACGCACGACGGAGCCAUUGCAGAACGUGUAUCGGGAGUACUCGGAAAGCAUCCUGACGGGGGCGAUGCGCCUGAUGCGUAACUACCAUCUUGUGUCGAUGAACAAAAAGCUUAAGGGCGUUGGGACUAAACUGCUUGUCACGCAUACUCCGGCGACGGAAGAUCGCGAGCUUUACCACGUGUCGAUCCACUACCAGCAGCAACUUAUGACGUCCCUUCCGUUCGAUCUGUUCGUGCCGAUUUUCUGCCAGUAUAUGCAGUUGCUCGACCGCAAACAUUACGAGGAACUGUGCGCGUACGAUGACGAUGCGCAGGGUUUGGUGUUGCUGCUUAGCGAACUACUCACCAUGGGACGGGUCGAUGUACAUAUCGAUCAGGAGGCCGAUUACAUCAAGGUACGAGCCGACACGAAGGAGAAGGUACCAUCCUACUCGGAUGUGUUGUUGGCCGAACAGCAGGACACUGUCCCCGGGUCGGGAACGGACAAGCCCACAAAGCCAGGGACACCGUUUAAAACACCAACGGACAAGAGCCUCGUGCCGGGAACGAAGAAGUUGCGCUUUUCUCCACCGAAGGAUGUUACGGCCCAGUAUGUGGCACAUCCGGUUGAGAAGUUGCUCAAGUUGCCGAUCGAAUACUUUCACUUUUUCUGUCUGUUCGAGCAACUGCAAGUGCCGGACAGGCGGUUGAUCGUGCAGACGUUCAAAAUCGACGAAAGCCAACCAGCCACCUGUUCCCUGCCGAGCUGUAUCUGCUCGAUGGCUAAAGCGGGUGGCACUGGUGGCGGGGUACGAAACGAGGGAAGCGAUCUGGUUAGUCGUUGUCUUUCAACGGUACGCCGCCGGAAUGAUCUGUUCGCACGCAUCAAGCAACACGUGGCGGAUCGUUCAAAUCGCAAAAAUCGGGUCGAUUCGGCAAUGAUGUUUGAGGUAAGGGAAGACAAUUUGCUGCCAUUCUUCAACAAAUAUAUGGCCGACUUUCGAAAGCGGUGGACCGAAAAGCAGAAGCGUGACGUGAAUCGACAGAACCAAACACUGCAGGUGCUCGUCAGAAGUAUCGCCAAUAUGGUGGAAUUGAUUGACGAAUGUUUGCGCUUUGACGAGGAAAUGCCCGAAUACAAUUGGCUCGAUCGGUACGAGAUGUCGAACGCGGUUGAGGACGAGGAUGUCGGUGAGUCGGAGCAGAGCGAGACACGGACAGGCGACAGUUUAAAGGCGCUGAGUGAGAAAGUGUUUAAGUUGCACAACUUUUACGAAGUCCUAAUACGGAAGGUGCACAUUCGCAUGAAAACGGCCCCGCUCGUGGAACAGUUCGGACCGAAUGCGCUUACCGAUCGGGAAUGUUACGAUCAGUGGAACGUACCACGAUGCUUCCUACCGGACGGUGCAAAGCGUCGCCGGGAAACGCUCGUGAAGCUUAUGGGCGAUGCGCUGUGGCCAUCAAUGGAACAGCUCGAACGACCGCUGCAAGAAGCGAUGGCGGUGAUCGAGCGGAAUGCAAACGCAAAUGCUCUACUAGCGUACAUCGAGUCCAGGCAAAGGUUGGGCGUGAGUGUGCUCGAGCUGGCACAACAAUUCCCGAACCAUGGGCAGCUGAAGCAACAUCUGCAUGCGCUGUGCGGCUUUAAGCUUCUGUUGCGGACCGGAUUCCGUACCAUUACCUACGUGCACUGGCAGUUUGUGGAAGAGUGGCUAACGAAGGCACCGGUACCGGAAACGAAACAACGCACGGAGCCGGAACCUCAGGUCGCAGAUACGAGCAAGGGCGGCAGCAUCAAGCGAAAGGGAGGCUCUAUCUUAGAUGUGGAGGAGCGGAUGGUAAAGCGGGCGAAAACAGGCACAACCGAAGAAACCCGGAUGGACGAUUCCGGAUGCCAACAUCCGGCGAAAAAACAUCAGCGAAAAUAUAUGCUGCUAGCGAUGGCACCCUGGAUGCGAAUCGAUGGCUUAAUUAACAAGCGGUUGCUUUUCCGUUGGCUCAUCUCGAUACUGCUGUACUGUGUGGCCCAUCCGGGCGUGCCGCUGAAUGUUUUGUUCGUGCGAUACAACAUGAUGUCACCGUUUCAUUUGAGACAGCUGCUAGAGAUGUUGCAAAAUUAUGGCUGCAUUACCCUUCAUUCGAUGCAGUACACGGUAAAGAAAACGAUCUUCUCUGUCUUUUCCCCGGUCACCGUUGUACCGCCAACGGAAUUUCUGCCCGACGAGCAAACCUUCGUAGAAGUGGUGCCGGAUGCGCUGAGUACGCUGUCCCUUUGCAUCGGGGAGAACCGCAAGUACGUUCAUGACAUUUUCGAUCCCGUGCGCAAAAACACGUAAG